CUUGGCAUCCGACCACUCACAGUCUACCAAACAAUGACAGCAAUCUUGACGUGUGGACUUCGCGAACCGCUUUAGUAAGUGUCUGUUGGGGUCUGCGGGGAACCCUGCCGAACAGCCCUGAAGAUAUGACGAGCAUUCGGAAAGGAGUGUUCGGAGACUACGGAUAUGGCUAAGGAAUAUAUACUUAAUAGCCAAUGACGCUCUGCGGUAUGAGUUUACUUGGCAUCCUCCUCCAAUUCGACGGGCGGUACCAACAAGAAAAUGCUCAUUCCGGCCAGUUUUGCACUUCUAAUACUUUCUGGUACGGCAUCAGCCUACUGGCUGCCCGAAUCGUUGAAAUGCGUCAAGACCUGCGUUGUACCUAAAAAUACUACGGGGGCCGACGACACCCCGAGCAUCGUCCAGACGGUUGCAGAAUGUGGCGAUAGCUCGCGCGUCAUUUUCGAAACGGGUUUCACGUAUAAUCUCAUGACGCCGUUGCAAUUGAGUUCCCUUACAAACAUUGAGUUCGUAUUCAACGCGAACGUUUCAUUGCCGGAAAAUAUGACGUAUGUCGAAUCCGUGGUGAACAACACGAAAAUAUAUCCUGGGCGAUGGAUCAAUUUUGCAGGCACGAAUGUUACGUUGACCGGCAGCAAAGAACCGGGGAACGGAUGGUUCAUUGGGCAUGGCGAACUGUGGUGGCCAGGAGGCGCCACGAAUAGUGGUAACAACGCACGACCUCACUUCUUUUCUUUAAAGGUCAAUUAUCUUCGAGUCCGAGAUCUCAAGAUAUUGAACCCAGUGGCUUGGGUGUUUUCAAUGGGCGGAAGCUAUGUGUGGAUGACGAACACUCUCAUUGAUGCACGCUCUGAUGAUGGGUUUCCAUUUAACACCGACGGCAUUGACAUGUCCGCAAGCAACUCUCUCAUCGAAGGCUUCACUAUCUACAAUGGAGAUGACCUCAUCAACAUCUCACCACCGACCACCAACGUUACGGUGCGCAACAUGUAUGCUUCUGGUGGUCAUGGUAUUGCUGUAUCCUGUUCCAGCGGAAUUGGUGGGAACUAUCUCUUUGAGAAUGCGGUCGUCGAGGAUUCGCUGAUGGGCGCUCGAUUCAAGGGUGGAUUAGGAACCACUUGCCAACUGAACAAUAUUACAUGGAAAAAUUUCGAGAUACGCAAUACCACCUACCCGAUCCACUUCAUCGAGAAUUAUGUGGACCAAGAGAAAGGUCUCAGUCCCGGCGCAAAUGCCAGUCUAGCUGCUUAUGCCACCAACUUCUCUUGGGAGAACAUUUCCGGCCAAACAGGGGAAAGCCUAAGCGACGGCAGCUGCAUUACUGAUCCUUGCUGGAGUGCUACACUUGGUGAUAGCAAUAGAAAAGGGCUAUAUCUUCUCUGUGCCGAUGAAGACCACUGCAAGGACUUCCACUUCAAAAAUAUUAAUUUGACAGGUUAUGAUGGCAAAGCAGCCGAAAUGGAGUGUACUGGCUUGAAUGGCGUUGCUGGCAUGGGAAUCUCAUGUACAAAUGGGACGAUAACAUCAGAAUAAACUGCCAAAACCUUCAAUCAACUGUUCUCGAACGUAAUAAUACAUAUAUAACAAAUCCGUCCAAAUUACAUUCGUAGC
This is a messenger RNA of Truncatella angustata, 1611 nucleotides long. Its product is annotated as exo-polygalacturonase. The record is from RefSeq and is a predicted model, not a curated record. Gene Ontology annotation, cellular component: extracellular region. Lineage: Eukaryota; Fungi; Ascomycota; Sordariomycetes; Amphisphaeriales; Sporocadaceae. The transcript has 6 exons. Gene Ontology annotation, molecular function: polygalacturonase activity. The coding region runs from base 262 to 1533 and encodes 423 amino acids. Gene Ontology annotation, biological process: pectin catabolic process.